AAGCUACUGCAGUCAGGUCUGAGCUCUGAACACAAGAAUGGAGUCCAAAGGGAAAGAAAUUGUGACUGAGAAAGGCAAGGGGAAGCUUAAUCACAGCAGUGCCAGCUCCGGUUUUCGAGAAAGAAAGAAUUCUGAUGGGGUUCUCAGGUUCCUGGACAUUGCAGCAAGUGUGGCUGAUGGAGAAAAUGAUUCCAGCAGUGGUGAUAGCUUCAUUGAUGAUCAGAAUGUUGGAACAGAUUAUCAGGAAGAUGAAAUUCCAAGUACUGCUAUAGUAAAGCAAGAAACCGAAACAGCUAUUGAUUUUCCAUUUGCACAAAAUGUGGAAGAUAUGAAUGUGGAAGAACUUGAAAGACUGGUUCUAGCGCGUUACAAGCCUGGGUCUAGUCUUGUUACAUAUGCGGAAGAUGAAGCUGAAGAAUUGAUUCAUCAGAACACAGAAAUACCUUCUUUGGAAUAUAAGAGUGCAUCUAAGACUCCUACAAUCUGGAAAGUGAAAUGCAAGGUUGGCCGUGAGAAGCAUUCGGCUGUCUGCCUAAUGCAUAAGUUCGUUGAGUUUCAGAAUCUCGGAAAAAUGCUACAAAUUGUUUCUGCAUUUGCAGUUGAGCGUGUAAAAGGUUUCCUAUACAUUGAAGCUUACAAGCAAUGUGAUGUCUAUGAGGCAUGUACUGGGAUAUGUAGUAUGUAUCCGCGAGGAAUGGUUCCUGUUUCAGAAAAAGAACUUUCUUGUUUAUUUAAUGUUCAUAGAAGCUCGAGUAAUAUUUCUACAGGCACAUGGGUGCGUUUGAAGAAAGGGAAAUACAAAGGAGACCUGGCUCAGGUCACGGCAGUGAAUGGCUCACGGAGAAAGGCUAUGCUGAAACUGAUUCCGCGGAUAGAUCUUCAAUUUGUUACACAAAAAUUUCUUGGUGGAGUUGCUGCUAUGAAAAAUGCUGUCCCGGCACAAAAAUUGAUUAGUUCAAGUGAACUCGAGGAAAUCCGACCACUAAUUAAAAAUAGAAGGGACCGUGAUACUGAUGAAGUAUAUGAAAUACUUGAUGGCAUGAUGCUGAAAGACGGUUAUUUAUAUAAAAAAGUUUCUUUGGACUCCUUAAGCUGCUGUGUCGUACAGCCUUCAGAAGAUGAUCUCCUGAAAUUUGAAAAUUGUACGAAUGAAGAUCCCGGUGAUAAAGAGUGGCUUUCUGAACUUUUUGGCGAACAGAAGAAAAGACUUAUGACAAAGAGUGAUAGUUUCAAUAUGGAGGGAGAGGAUUCAUCAAGUAUUAGUAUGGAAGAUCUUUCCAAAGUUUCCAAAGUUCAGGAUCUAGUACUUUUCAGAGAGAAAGAAUAUGGUUUAGUAAUCAGCAUAGAGAGUGAUGAUAUCUGUAAGGUAUUGACUGAGAGUCCACAAGGGCAGUCAGUGGUCGAUCUUAAGUUGUCUGAAAUUAAGAAGUUAAGCUGUGAAAGGAAGUUCACUGCCUCGGAUCGCCAGCAUAAUAUCAUAUACACAAACAGCAGGGUACAUGUUGUCGAAGGUCCAUUACAGGGUAGGGUAGGGAUCGUUAAGCACAUUUAUAGAGGAAUCAUCUUUGUAUAUGAUAAAACUGUCCUGGAAAAUGGUGGUUAUUUCUGCUGUAAAUCCCAAGAUUGUGUGAAGAUUAAAGUUUCUGGAGUUUCUAGCAAAGACAAGGGUGGGGAACUUCUCUCUUCGGGAGCUAAUGAUGUCUCCUCAUCUUCCAAAUCCUAUUUAUUACCUGCAAAAUCUACGAAAGAAAACAUUAACAACUGGGAUUCCCAAAAUCUUGAAAUCACCAAAAUAUCUGGUGUUCCUGGAAAAGGCAAGGGUUAUGAAGUAGAAGGCUUGGGUACUGAUGAUCUCCUUUCAUCCUCUAAAUCUCCUCUAUCAACUAAACAGGCAACGAAAGAGAACACUGACAACCGCAAAUAUAAUCUGGGAGGAAAAGAUGUAAUAUUUACUGUUGGUCAGUCAUUGAAAAUUCGGAUGGGGCCUCUUAAGGGCUACUGCUGUCAAAUCCAGGAGCUUUCACAUUCUAAGAUCAUGGUGAAGCUGGAUUCUCAGCCAAAUGCCCAUGCAGUUAAACCUGAGCAUCUUCUCGGAGUUCAGGAAAGAAGUCCUGCAAAACCAUCUGUGCAGGCAAGAAUUCGCAAAAUCUCUAGAGGUAAGGAAAAAAUUCAGAGAAAAAGUGAUGCUGGUAAAAAUGCUGCUACAAGUUUUGGCAGCCAGGAGUGGUCGAAAGAAUGGAACAAAACAAAGACUCUUACAAAACAAGUUGAUGGGCCACAAAAUAAACAAAGAAAGAAAGUGUUGUGCAGUAAACAAACUGAGACAUCAGUCAGGAAUGUAGGAGAGAGUACAGGUGGAAGAAGUGGAAGAGGAGGUGGACGAGGUGAGUUUGGAAGAGGACGAGGUGGCGGAAGAGGAGUGCCUGGAAGGGGACGAGGACGUGGAAGAGGUGAGCCUGGAAGGGGACGAGGAGGUGGAAGAGGUGAGCCCGGAAGGGGACGAGGAGGUGGAAGAAGUGAGCCUGGAAGGGGGAGAGGGGGAAGAGGGGGAAGAGGAGGUGAGUUUGGAGGGGGAAGUGGAGGUGGACAAGGGGAGUUUGGAAGGGGAAGAGGAGGUGGACGAGGGGAGUCGGGCAGGGGAAGAGGAGCUGGCCGUGCUGGUAAAGCUUUAAUUGGCAGGGGAAGAGGAAGUGGCCGAGGUGAUAAAGAACAGUUCCACAUGGGAAUGGGUAGUGUUAAUCAGUUCAACACUGUGAAGGGAAAUGGACAGCAUAACACGGAAAGAGUAGAUGGACAGUUUAAAAUGGGGCGAGGAGAUGGACAGUUCAACAUGGGAAAAGGAAAUGGACGAGAUAGUAUGGAUCAGUUAAAUAUAGGGAGAGGAAAUGGACGAGGAGGUAACAUGGGACGAGGUAGUAAUAAUCAGUUUGACAUGGGACAAGGCCGUAGAGAUCAGUUUAACAUGGGAUGGGAAAGUCAGCAAGGUGGAAAAGAACAUUUUGUGAUGGGAAGAGGUGGUAAAGAACAGUUUAACAUGGGAAGAAGUAGGGUAAAUCAGUUCAACACUGUAUGGGGAAAUGGACAGCAUAACAGGGAACGAGGUGAUGGACAGGUUAACAUGGUACAAGGAAAUGGACAAGAUAGUAUGGAUCACUUUAACAUAGGGAGAGGAAACGGACGAGGUGGUAACAUGGGACGGGGCAGUAAUAAUCAGUUUGACAUGGGACGAGGCAGUAAUAAUCAGUUUGGCAUGGGACGAGGAAGUCAGCAAGGUGGAAAAGAACAUUUUGUGAUGGGAAGAGGUGGCAAAGAACAGUUUAACAUGGGACGAGGGAAUGGGCAAGGUGGCCAGUCUUAUAGCCUAGGUGGAAGAACAGGAACAGGGGGUAGCAGAGGUGGGAGAGGACCGUCUGGAAGGGGAAUAUCAUGUGAUCGGGGCCAAUCCUCAGGUUGGAAUGGACAGGAUAACAAAAAGUAUUUGGCAAAUUACGGAAAGCAAAUGGGAAGUCCAUUUGAUAGUAAUGGUAGUCAAGCCGGAGCUAUUGGCUGGCAAAGUGCUGCAGGCCAGACUGGAAAUCAAACGAGAUCUCGAUUCUCAGGUGCCUCAAAUGCUGGCAUGCAGGGCAAUGCAGAAGCCGUUGGCAGGAAGAGAGGUGCAGAAAUGAUGGGAGAUCAUACCGAAAGCUGGGGAUACAAGAAGUGGAAACAGUGA
Molecule: messenger RNA, 3712 nt
Organism: Daucus carota subsp. sativus
Lineage: Eukaryota; Viridiplantae; Streptophyta; Magnoliopsida; Apiales; Apiaceae
Product: protein RNA-directed DNA methylation 3
Exons: 17
Coding region: 38-3712 (1224 amino acids)
Biological process (GO): transcription elongation by RNA polymerase II; regulation of DNA-templated transcription elongation; regulation of transcription by RNA polymerase II
Cellular component (GO): DSIF complex
Molecular function (GO): mRNA binding
Source: RefSeq, a predicted model, not a curated record